UCUGGCCACCGCGACCGACGUUUGGUCAUUAGGUGACUGAAGCUCGUAGUGUGCGGACACUCCAGCAGCGCCUUCAGUCCGACCCCGGGACCGGGAGAAGUCAGACAGAGGAGACUUUACGCACAGCUCUGCUGAGGAGAUGGAAUGCAUUGAAAGGACUCCGACUCCGUGAAAGUUUACGUUUUUCUCGUGGAAAAGCAAAUUACAGACAAUUAAUCGGAAUGCGGUCACGCUUCACAUUCGCCUUCUUUUGAGGUGCAGCAGAGGAUGACACCUGCACCCCCCUUGGCGCGGACCACACUUGGCAUCUUUGAAUAGUAGGUCAAAGCUUCUGCGAGAGUGACUUUCUGCCUCUCAUUCUGCACUCAGAUCACAGUCCCGCUCUCUCUGGUCCUUGGUUAUUUUCUGCAGCUGCAAAAUCAGUGCAUGUGUUGCGCUCCUAUAGCCUAUGUCUUCAUCUUUGCACCGUCGCGGACUGCGGCAGGAACGCACAAGCGGGCAAUCAUCUCGUACCUGGACUGCGCGUAAACGCAGCACUCUCUGACAUGCCUGCACUACUCACCUCUUCAUGAGAUCACACCUCCUGGAUAUUUAGAAUAAAAGAAAAGGAAAAACUUCCUCCUCAUCACCAGUGAGGCAGUAUAAUCUGUGAAGCACUGACUGACUCACCAUGGGCACCGUACUAUCGUUAUCACCCAGCUCUCGCAAAUCAGGCUACUAUGACAACCGUCCCGGCUCUCUCAGCCACUACCCGAGCCUCAGCAGCCGCUCCCUCAACAGCCAAAAAGACCGCGGGCUAAAGAGGGGCCAGUCCAUCUUCCUCCCAGCACUCACAUGGAAGAGACUUGUGGCCUCUACAAAGAAGAAGGGCAACUCGAAGAAAGGCUCCGGUGGCCCGGUGGCCCUCGGGGAUCCUCUGAAUAACAACAACAACAUUAACAUCUACCAGAAGGAUCCCGUGCUGCACCUCAACCGUGAGAAUGUGAAGAAGUCGCUGUCAUGUGCCAACCUGUCCAGCUACGAGGGCCCAGCCGGUCUGGGUCUGGGGCUCGGCUACGGACUGGGGAUGGGUCAGGGACAUGGAUAUGGCUACACCAAAUCCCAGCAGCUUUCCUCUGUGAAAAAAGUCCCCCAGGGCACGGUGACCUCGUCUCCGAAGCGCGUCAUCGUCCAGGCCUCCACCAGCGAGCUCCUCCGCUGUUUGGGGGAGUUCCUGUGCUGUCGCUGCUACCGCCUGAAGCAUCUGUCUCCGGCCGAUCCGGUGCUCUGGCUGCGGGCUGUGGACCGCUCGCUGCUGCUGCAGGGCUGGCAGGACCAGGCCUUCGUUACUCCGGCCAACGUGGUCUUCGUCUACAUGCUGUGCCGAGACGUAGUGGAUGGUGAUCUAGUGGCGUCGGAGCACGAGCUGCAGGCCAUCCUGCUCACCUGCCUCUACCUGUCCUACUCCUACAUGGGCAAUGAGAUCUCAUACCCUCUUAAGCCCUUCCUGGUAGAGGCGGGCAAGGAGGCCUUCUGGGACCGCUGCCUCGCCAUCAUCGACGCCACAAGCUCCAAGAUGCUGCGCAUCAAUGCAGACCCGCACUUUUUCACACAAGUAUUUGCUGAACUCAAGAGCGAAGGAGGCUGCGGCCCUCAGGAUUAUAGCCGGGUGCUUGAUCGGUGAGCACCCAUCCUCGCUGACCACAUGCCUUUGUGUACACUCAUGCACUCGUACACACACACACACAUAAUUGUCAUGCAGAUUGCUCCACCCCUUUUUCUUCUAUGAAGGCCUAUCUUAAAAGAAUUACACAGAAGUAUUGAAUCAUUGCAUUUGUGCUUGUUGCCAUUGUCCCAUCCGUCCACAGAUAACUGGUUGAGUGGGGCUUACAGCUGUUUGUGAGGUACUUUAACCAUUUGGUCCACCUGCUCCCUCCCGUGUCUGGUCCCAGUCGUCCCAGCUACUCCUCUGUAUCUGCACAGCCUCACCUUAACAUUAUCGAUCUGUAUGCACAAGGCAAGGAGAGAAAAUAGGGCUCAGACAACAUAGUCCACAUGAAAAUUUCAUGGAUAAUACAAAGCAACAUCUUGACAUCCUCCGCCGUCUCAUGUGCCCGCGGUUCAGACUGACGGGAACAGCUGAGACGUCCAUGUUUGCUCAGUAGAACAAAACGAACAGGCAGUGUGUUUUUGUGGAGCCUUUUGAGGGAACACUUGCUGUUUGUUGUUCCCUUCACUCACUCAAACCUGCCAGCGGCUCCACCCCGUGUGUUAAAGUCUCAUUUAACCCCGAGGAGGAAGCCGAACAUGCGUUUACCGUGGGCAUGUUUGGUGCGAGCGCACGCAUGGCCGUGCGCGCAGGCAUCGUGCGCUGGACGGCAGCCAAGGUCAUCAGCUGUUUACCCCAUCCUUUGUUCCCUGCGUCUUGUUGACAGGGCACCCACAGCCGUGGUAUUAAUGAGAUUAGCCGAUUACUGCUGCCCCUCCCCUACGUCAACCUCUCCCCCCUUCUUGUCCGGUCCACAGCCCUGCAGACCUUCAGUGGCUAAUCCAGCCCAGGCAGGACUGGGCAGGACUAUAGACACACACACACACAUUAAAAUACUUUGCUGUGUGUGCUUUAUUCUCCAUGCUGCGUGAAUGUGCGGCACACGUGUGCAGCUCGGGGUCCGAGGUGGAGGCAGGAAAUCUUUCCAGAGGCCAUCCAGGCAGAAAUGACAGAAAUGUUAUUGCUGCUUCUGAAUUUGUCCCACUUUCUCAUCCCUCACCUGCGCAUCCUCAUCUGCCAUCAAGAGGCUCUCAGGAACUGGGAGUUCAUUUCUCUCAUGUUCCUCCCUCCGCUCGACUAUUCCCUUGAAUGAAGCCAUUGGCAUUUGUGCUCCAGUGGCUUUAAUCCCUGGUCCUCGUGUGUGUUACUGUGCAUGUCAGUGAUGGGUCACAGAUGAGCUCCAAGUUCGUCGUUUUUAGAUUUUAAGGGCUUAUCAACUGCAUUUGAACCACUGUAGUCAUAAGAAGAUUUGAUUCUACAGUAAUUUAUAUUUGGUGGCUUUUUAUUUUUUUCUGGGAGCUCUCUCUUCUUUUACAUGCAUGCAGGGGAAGCCAGAGGAAGGGAGAGCAGCUGCAAGACCCAGCUGAGAACAGAGCAGCGGCAGCAGACGUGAUAUUUAUUAAGUCAGACACAGCAUGGAGGGACGAGCUGGGGUGGAAGUGGGUUGCAAAGUGACUUGCCCUAUAUGAGAUAGCAAGUUGGCUCUGUAGAAGGGUAUCGGCUGAGCAAUCAGCUGAUCUGGGCUGAUGUCAAAAUCAGCUAAUAUGCCAAGAUUGCGGCUGAGCUUGACUUCAUGGCCGCCGUGAACUAGAGCUACAUCUCGUAAUGCUGACAGCACAAUAAAAGCUCGAUUAAAGGCCAAAUGUUCCAAUUUUCAGAAAAACGCUAGACGUAUGGAUUCUUUUAGAUUUUUUAAUCAAGGUUGAUAAACUCACAUAUUUAAAGGGUUUGGGGGAGAAAAAUGAAGAGGCUUCCCAACUUAUUUUGGGCUUAUGCUCCUUUAAAAAUUAAAUGUGUGUCUGUGACUCAUCGCUGAUGCGUAUGUUGUCUGAUUGUAAAACUUGUUUUUAAAAGAAAAAUGUAAGUCA
Neolamprologus brichardi is the source of this 3615-nucleotide messenger RNA. Its product is annotated as cyclin-dependent kinase 5 activator 1. Gene Ontology annotation, molecular function: cyclin-dependent protein serine/threonine kinase activator activity; protein kinase binding. Gene Ontology annotation, biological process: brain development; axon guidance. Lineage: Eukaryota; Metazoa; Chordata; Actinopteri; Cichliformes; Cichlidae. The record is from RefSeq and is a predicted model, not a curated record. Gene Ontology annotation, cellular component: growth cone; protein kinase 5 complex; cytoplasm.